Molecule: messenger RNA, 3364 nt
Organism: Malania oleifera
Lineage: Eukaryota; Viridiplantae; Streptophyta; Magnoliopsida; Santalales; Ximeniaceae
Product: MDIS1-interacting receptor like kinase 2-like
Exons: 2
Coding region: 21-3176 (1051 amino acids)
Biological process (GO): protein phosphorylation
Molecular function (GO): ATP binding; receptor serine/threonine kinase binding; protein kinase activity
Source: RefSeq, a predicted model, not a curated record
CCACAUUUAGUCCAUAUAGAAUGGCAUCCUCAUCCUCUCUUAAUCCCAUCUCCUUAUUCUCAUGGGCAGCAGCCUUUGUUUCUCUUUACGCUACUUGUACCAUUAUCGCUAUCUUUCUAAUAGUGCCAUCUUCGUCAAUUUUGGAAACAGAAGUGAAGACUCUCCUUGAUAGUGGAUGGUGGAACUCCACCGCAACUGCAGGCAACAACACCCCCGGCUUUGGCUACGGUUUAGGUCACUGCAAGUGGGGUGGCAUAACCUGUAAUGACGCUGGUAGUGUCACUGAAAUUUCCCUUCCUUAUUCUAUUGACAACCUAAAUCUGAACCCUCGCAUGAUUAACUUCUCUUCUUUCCCAAACCUGGAACUUCUAGAUCUCAGUGGGAAUGAUCUCCAAGGGAGUAUUCCCUACGAGAUUGGUGCUCUACAGAAGCUCAAGUACCUCAAUCUGUCCUAUAAUAAUUUUUAUGAUGAGUUGCCACCUCUUUCCUUCUCUAACCUCACCCAACUAGUGGACCUCGAUCUUUCUUACAAUGCAUUCAGCAUCUCCAUUCUCUCACUCAUGAGCAAUUUGACAAAUCUAAUUUCUCUAAAUCUUAGUGACAACAUUCUUGCAGGACCAUUCCCUUCAUCCCUUGCUCUCUUGAAGAACCUGAAGGAGUUGCACUUGGGUUCUAACAACCUCAUUGGUCCACUCCCUUCUUCUUUGGGCGAUUUAAUGAAUUUGACGUCUUUAUUCAUAUAUAGUAAUCAUAUCGAUGGUUCAAUCCCACCAGAGAUCGAAAGUUUGAAGAAGUUGGAGCAUCUAGACUUGGGUUUUAACAAGUUCCUGGCUCCAAUUGCUCCUCUAGGUCAUUUGAUCAGUUUGAAGACUCUUCAACUCCAUUUUAACCAAUUAAGUGGUUCCAUCCCUCCACAAAUAGGGAAUGUGAGGAAUUUGUCUAUUUUGAACCUUGCGGACAACAUGCUUAGAGGUCCAAUCACCCCUUUGUGUCAUUUGACUAAUUUGGAGAUUCUAAACCUUGGUUCAAAUCAAAUAAGUGGUUCCAUUCCUGUAGAAAUAGGGAAUUUGAAGAAUUUGGAGCAGUUAUCCCUUGAAAACAACAUGCUCACAGGUCCAAUCACCCCUUUGUGUCAUUUAACUAAUUUGGAGAUUCUAAACCUUGGUUCAAAUCAAAUAAGUGGUUCCAUUCCUUUAGAAAUAGGGAAUUUUAAGAAUUUGGAGCAGUUAUCCCUUGAAAACAACAUGCUCACAGGUCCAAUCACCCCAUUGUGUCAUUUAACUAAUUUGGAGAUUCUAAACCUUGGUUCAAAUCAAAUAAAUGGUUCCAUUCCCUUAGAAAUAGAAAAUUUGAAGAAUUUGGAGAAGUUAUUCCUUGAAAACAACAUGCUGGUAGGUCUUAUUGCUCCCCUAAGUCAUUUGACAAAUUUGAACAUUUUUUCCAUUUGCAAUAAUAGCCUCACUGGCCCAGUCUCUUCAGCCUUUGCUCGUCUAACCAAUUUGACAUACUUCGACCUUUCCUCAAAUAAACUAAACGGUACCAUACCACAAGAGCUUACCCAAUUAACCCAACUUGAGUACCUUAAUUUGUCUUCGAACAAACUUAUUCGCGAAAUACCAAGAAAAAUGGGAGGACUUUGGAAUCUUGUUCGUCUAGACUUCUCACAAAACAACCUCAGCGGGCACAUCCCAAGUGAUCUGAAAAAUUGCUCCAAAUUAGAAAUGCUACUAUUGAGUAGAAAUUUUUUUAGUGGAACUAUUCCACCGUGGAUUGAAGAACCUCAAAGUUUAACUACUAUUGACCUUAGUCAUAACAUAAUAAGUGGAGGGUUACCUUUGAAACCCAAAUAUCUGGAAUCUUAUGUCUUAUUGAAUCUCUCCCAUAAUAAGAUCUCUGGAACCCUUCCAUCUUAUAUUUGUCAUUCAUUUUUCAUUGACUUAUCGUAUAAUGCCCUCAAUGGACCAAUAGAUGACUACUGUUCGUUUAAUUAUGAACCCAUGCGACUAAUUGGCAACAAGAAUUUGUGUGGUAAGAUGAGACCUUUCCCUCCUUGCCUUCCAUCCCCUACACCCAAUGGCUUCAUGUACAAAAUAAGGAGAAAUAUAGGAAGACACCAAAAGUCCAUUUUUAUUCCCAUCGGCAUAUUCCUAUCUCUCCUUGCUCUUGGAUUUGUUUUCCUAUCUCAUCGAAAGGGAAAGAAUACAAAAAAUGAAGCAAGUGUCAUUAAGAAUGGAGACAUAUUUUCGAUAUGGAAUUAUGAUGGUAGGAUUGCAUAUGAAGACAUCAUUGAAGCAACAGAGGACUUCGACAUCAGAUACUGCAUCGGGACAGGAGGUUACGGUAGUGUUUAUAAAGCACAAUUGCCUAGUGGGAAAGUGGUUGCUUUAAAGAAACUUCACCAUUUGGAAGCUGAGGAGCCUGCAGUUGAUAAUAGUUUUAGGAAUGAGGUUCACAUGUUAACCCAUAUUCGACAUCGAAACAUUGUGAAGCUUCAUGGAUUUUGUCUACAUAGACGAUGCAUGUUUUUGAUUUAUGAGUACAUGGAAAGGGGGAGCUUAUUUUGUGCCUUGAGGGAUGAUGAUGAAGCAGUGAAGCUAGAUUGGAUUAAGCGCAUCAACAUUGUUAAGACAACAUCACAUGCUCUAUCUUACAUGCACCAUGAUUGCAUCCCACCGAUUGUUCAUCGAGACAUAUCAAGCAACAACCUUCUUUUGAACUCUCAAUUUGAGGCUUUAGUGUCGGACUUUGGUACUGCCAGGCUAUUACACUCUGAUUCAUCCAAUCGAACAAUAGUUGCAGGCACUUAUGGAUAUAUUGCACCAGAACUAGCCUACUCCAUGGUUGUUACAGAAAAGUGUGAUGUUUACAGCUUUGGGGUGGUGGCACUAGAAAUAAUAAUAGGUAGGCAUCCUGGAGAGCUGCUUUCCUCAUUGUCAUCUCCAUCUACUAAAUACAUAAUGCUCAAUGAUGUGAUAGACUCACGCCUUUCACCUCCAACCAAUCAGCUAGUUGCCAGUGAGCUUGUUCUUGUUACAAAACUUGCUCUUACUUGUGCAAAUGCCAAAUCAAAGUCGAGGCCAACAAUGAAGACUAUCUCUGAGGAACUUCUUGGUCAACAGAAGCCAUUAACCAAACCAUUUCAUGAAAUUUCAUUGUCGCAAUUAUGGAACCAAUAAAUUUGUUUGGUAUGUGCAAAUUGUAGUAGUUAAUGAGUUAAAAUCAACAAUGCUCAUAUUAUUGUUCUACACACUUGGACUUCAAGUCGAAUAUAAAAAUAAUUGUAUUAUCAAUCUCCUUUUUAGGAAGUAUAACUAUUUUCAUAAGUAGAUGAUUCAUAAAUGAGUAUAUCAUCUUUAGUGACUAA